Molecule: messenger RNA, 1277 nt
Organism: Nelumbo nucifera (sacred lotus)
Lineage: Eukaryota; Viridiplantae; Streptophyta; Magnoliopsida; Proteales; Nelumbonaceae
Product: peroxidase 4-like
Biological process (GO): hydrogen peroxide catabolic process; response to oxidative stress
Molecular function (GO): peroxidase activity; heme binding
Source: RefSeq, a predicted model, not a curated record
AUUUAAGCCCCCAAGUAACUCCCACAUCUCCUCACCACACUUGCAUCUUUCCUACUUCUCCAUACAUCAAUCAACGAGUAGUAGUAGUACAACUAAUCCAAUCCAGUGGCAAUGGCUAUUAGUACGUCUUCCUUGAAGACCGUUCUCACAUUAUCCCUCCUCCUCUGUGUUGGGAGCUGCUCCGCUCAACUCUCUACCAACUUCUACUCCAAAACCUGUCCCAAUGUCUUCACUACCGUGAAAUCCGCCGUUCGGUCGGCAAUAUCAAAGGAAAGCCGAAUGGGAGCCUCCCUCCUCCGUCUCUUCUUCCACGACUGUUUUGUCAACGGAUGUGAUGGUUCAAUACUUCUUGACGACACAUCUAGUUUCACGGGAGAGAAGAAUGCAAAUCCCAACCGGAAUUCCGCCAGGGGGUUCGACGUCGUCGAUGAUAUCAAAUCCAAGGUGGAGAAGGUGUGCCCCGGUGUCGUUUCAUGUGCCGAUAUCUUGGCAAUCGCUGCUCGAGACUCCGUCGUUAUUCUUGGAGGAACUAGCUGGAACGUUAAGCUUGGACGAAGAGAUUCCAAGACAGCCAGCCAGUCUGCUGCAAAUAACAACAUACCCCCUCCAACUUCUAACCUCAACAACCUAAUCUCUAGUUUCCAGUCUAAAGGUCUCUCAACCAAGGACAUGGUUGCGUUGUCUGGUGGACACACAAUUGGACAAGCAAGGUGCACCAAUUUCAGGGCUCGCAUAUACAACGAGAGUAACAUCGAGAGUUCAUUUGCCAAGACAAGGCAGGGGAGGUGCCCAAGCAGUUCGGGCUCAGGAGACAAUAACUUGGCGCCUCUGGAUCUUCAAACUCCAACAGCUUUCGACAAUAACUACUUCAAGAAUCUAAUCAACCAGAAGGGGCUUCUCCACUCCGAUCAACAGUUGUUCAAUGGUGGUUCCACGGAUUCCCAAGUGAGAACAUAUAGCAACAACCCAAGCACCUUUAACUCCGACUUUGCUGCCGCCAUGAUCAAGAUGGGAGACAUCAGUCCUCUUACCGGCUCAAAUGGAGAGAUCCGGAAGAACUGUAGAAGGGUGAAUUAAGAGUGGAAUCUAUAUUUAUAUAGCUUCUCUGAUCAAGUGAUCAUACAUGCAUCCAUUUAAUUUUUUGUAUUUUGUUCUUUGCUGUCGUUCUCCCCCCACCCCCACCACUUUUUUUUUUUUGGUUUUUUUUAGUUCGUUCCAAGUAUUCCUAACAAAGUUCUGCCCCGAAGCAUAAUGUGUUUGAAAUUUGAUGCAGUAAU